This is a messenger RNA of Zea mays, 38335 nucleotides long. Its product is annotated as photosystem I assembly protein Ycf3. Gene Ontology annotation, molecular function: protein binding. The record is from RefSeq and is a predicted model, not a curated record. The transcript has 3 exons. Lineage: Eukaryota; Viridiplantae; Streptophyta; Magnoliopsida; Poales; Poaceae. Bases 22 to 534 code for a protein of 170 amino acids.
AUAUAGAAUGGGUUGGGAAUUAUGCCUAGAUCCCGUAUAAAUGGAAAUUUCAUUGAUAAGACCUCCUCGAUUGUAGCCAAUAUUUUAUUGCAAAUAAUUCCGACAACCUCCGGGGAAAAAAGGGCAUUUACUUAUUAUAGAGAUGGGAUGUUGGCUCAAUCCGAAGGAAAUUAUGCGGAAGCUUUGCAGAAUUAUUAUGAAGCUACGCGACUAGAAAUUGAUCCCUAUGAUCGAAGUUAUAUACUAUAUAACAUAGGCCUUAUACACACAAGCAAUGGAGAGCAUACAAAGGCUUUGGAAUAUUAUUUCCGGGCGCUAGAACGAAACCCCUUCUUACCGCAAGCUUUUAAUAAUAUGGCCGUGAUCUGUCAUUACCGAGGAGAACAGGCCAUUCUACAGGGCGAUUCGGAAAUUGCGGAAGCUUGGUUUGAUCAAGCUGCUGAGUAUUGGAAACAAGCUAUAGCGCUUACUCCAGGAAAUUAUAUUGAAGCACAGAACUGGUUAAAGAUUACGAAGCGCUUUGAAUUUGAAUAAGACCACUCUCCAUUUUCAUAAAAAGGGUGGUUUGGUUGAAAAUCAAAUCAAGAAUUUCAUUAUAUCCCUUUCUUCUACCUUCAAUUUUAUAUCAUAUUUCAUAAGGAUAAACAAUAGGGAUAGGCUCUGGAACAGAAGUAAUAAAGUACAUAAAAAUCGGCAAUCUAAAUAUUCCUACCUAAUAUAUCAGGACGGUCUUAUUAAUAAUUCUAAUGAGUUAUCUUGGAAUUUUGAAUCGAAUCAAAAAAUCUAUAUUAUGCUCACUCAAGGAAAGUAGAUGUAGAUAGGGGCUUAUACCCUCAGAAAAAAAAUACACCAGCUUCUUAAAUUAAAACGUAAAAAAAGAUUUUUUUGUUAUGUCGGGAAAUAAUUUUCCAGAAUAACCAAUGUCCGUUAGGCACCUAAUCCUUAUGUCAUAAUAGAUCCGAACACUUGCCUCGGAUUGACUUCAAUAUAUAAUUGCUCCAGUGAAUAACUAAAAAAAAAAAAUAGAAGGACGGUAGAUAGUAAAGAAAAGGACUAAUCAUAAUAUCUAUCUUUAAAAGAUUCAAUAAAAAGACAGUUGGCGGGUCUCUUUGUAUGUCUUGUCCGGAAAGAGGAGGACUUAAUGAUUAUUCGUUCGUCGGAACCAGAAGUUAAAAUUGCUGUGGAUAGGGAUCCUAUAAAAACAUCUUUUGAGGAAUGGGCCAGACCCGGGCAUUUCUCAAGAACAAUAGCUAAGGGCCCCGAUACUACCACUUGGAUCUGGAACCUACAUGCUGAUGCUCACGAUUUCGAUAGUCAUACCGGUGAUUUGGAGGAGAUCUCCCGAAAAGUCUUUAGUGCUCAUUUCGGCCAACUCUCCAUUAUCUUUCUUUGGUUGAGUGGCAUGUACUUCCACGGUGCCCGUUUUUCCAAUUAUGAAGCAUGGCUAAGCGAUCCUACUCACAUUGGACCCAGUGCUCAGGUAGUUUGGCCAAUAGUAGGACAAGAAAUUUUGAAUGGUGAUGUAGGCGGGGGUUUCCGAGGAAUCCAAAUAACCUCUGGUUUUUUUCAGAUUUGGCGAGCAUCCGGAAUAACUAGUGAAUUACAACUCUAUUGUACCGCAAUUGGUGCAUUGAUUUUUGCAUCGUUAAUGCUUUUUGCCGGUUGGUUCCAUUAUCACAAAGCCGCUCCCAAAUUGGCCUGGUUCCAAGAUGUAGAAUCCAUGUUGAAUCACCACUUAGCGGGAUUAUUAGGACUUGGGUCUCUUUCUUGGGCGGGACACCAAAUCCAUGUAUCUUUACCGAUUAACCAAUUUCUCGACGCUGGGGUUGAUCCUAAAGAGAUACCACUUCCUCAUGAAUUUAUCUUGAAUCGCGACCUUUUGGCUCAACUUUAUCCUAGUUUUGCCGAAGGAGCAACCCCUUUUUUCACCUUGAAUUGGUCCAAAUAUGCGGAAUUUCUUAGUUUUCGCGGAGGACUAGAUCCAAUAACCGGUGGUCUAUGGUUGAGCGAUAUUGCACACCAUCAUUUAGCUAUUGCUAUUCUUUUCCUGAUCGCUGGUCAUAUGUAUAGGACCAAUUGGGGUAUUGGUCAUGGACUUAAAGAUAUUUUGGAGGCUCAUAAGGGCCCAUUUACAGGACAAGGCCAUAAAGGUCUCUAUGAAAUCCUAACAACGUCAUGGCAUGCUCAAUUAUCUCUUAACCUAGCUAUGCUAGGCUCUACAACUAUUGUUGUAGCUCAUCAUAUGUACUCUAUGCCCCCCUAUCCAUACCUAGCUACUGACUACGGUACACAACUUUCCUUGUUCACACACCACAUGUGGAUUGGCGGAUUUCUAAUAGUUGGUGCUGCUGCACAUGCAGCCAUUUUUAUGGUAAGAGACUAUGAUCCAACUACUCGAUACAACGAUCUAUUAGAUCGCGUCCUUAGACACCGCGAUGCAAUCAUAUCCCACCUUAACUGGGUAUGUAUAUUUCUGGGUUUUCACAGUUUUGGCUUGUACAUUCAUAAUGAUACCAUGAGUGCUUUAGGCCGUCCCCAAGAUAUGUUUUCGGAUACCGCCAUACAAUUACAACCCAUCUUUGCUCAAUGGAUACAAAAUAUCCAUGCUGGCGCGCCUGGCGUAACAGCUCCUGGUGCAACAACAAGUACCAGCUUAACGUGGGGAGGCGGCGAGUUAGUAGCUAUAGGCGGCAAAGUAGCUUUGUUACCUAUUCCAUUAGGAACCGCAGAUUUUUUAGUCCAUCACAUUCACGCAUUUACCAUCCAUGUGACUGUAUUAAUACUUUUGAAAGGUGUUUUAUUUGCUCGCAGUUCCCGUCUGAUACCUGAUAAAGCAAAUCUUGGCUUUCGCUUCCCUUGCGACGGACCUGGGCGAGGGGGAACAUGUCAAGUAUCCGCCUGGGAUCAUGUUUUCUUAGGUCUAUUCUGGAUGUACAAUUCUAUUUCGGUAGUCAUUUUCCAUUUCAGUUGGAAAAUGCAGUCGGAUGUUUGGGGUACUAUAAGUGAUCAAGGGAUAGUAACUCAUAUCACAGGGGGAAACUUUGCGCAGAGUUCCAUUACGAUUAAUGGUUGGCUUCGAGAUUUCUUGUGGGCACAGGCAUCCCAAGUAAUUCAGUCUUAUGGUUCUUCAUUAUCUGCAUAUGGUCUUUUUUUCUUAGGCGCUCAUUUUGUCUGGGCUUUCAGUUUAAUGUUUUUAUUCAGCGGCCGUGGUUAUUGGCAAGAACUCAUUGAAUCUAUCGUUUGGGCUCAUAACAAAUUAAAAGUUGCUCCUGCUACUCAGCCUAGAGCCUUGAGCAUUAUACAAGGACGUGCUGUAGGAGUAACCCAUUACCUUCUGGGUGGAAUUGCCACAACAUGGGCAUUCUUCUUAGCGAGAAUUAUUGCAGUAGGAUAGUGGCUAGGAGGAUUUGAAAGGCAUUAUGGAAUUAAGAUUUCCCAGGUUUAGCCAAGGCUUAGCUCAGGACCCCACUACUCGUCGUAUUUGGUUUGGUAUUGCUACCGCACAUGAUUUCGAAAGUCAUGAUGAUAUUACUGAGGAACGUCUUUAUCAGAACAUUUUUGCUUCUCACUUUGGGCAGUUAGCAAUAAUCUUUCUAUGGACGUCCGGAAAUCUGUUUCAUGUAGCUUGGCAAGGAAAUUUUGAAUCAUGGAUACAGGAUCCUUUACACGUAAGACCUAUUGCUCAUGCCAUUUGGGAUCCUCAUUUUGGGCAACCCGCUGUGGAAGCCUUUACUCGAGGAGGUGCUGCCGGUCCAGUGAAUAUCGCUUAUUCUGGGGUUUAUCAGUGGUGGUAUACAAUUGGAUUGCGCACCAAUGAAGAUCUUUAUACUGGAGCUCUUUUUCUAUUAUUUCUUUCUACGCUAUCCUUAAUAGGGGGUUGGUUACAUCUACAACCCAAAUGGAAGCCAAGCCUUUCGUGGUUCAAAAACGCCGAAUCUCGUCUGAAUCAUCAUUUGUCAGGACUUUUCGGAGUAAGUUCUUUGGCUUGGACAGGACAUUUAGUUCAUGUUGCUAUUCCCGGAUCCAGGGGGGAGUACGUUCGAUGGAAUAAUUUCUUAGAUGUAUUACCCUAUCCCCAGGGGUUGGGUCCCCUUCUGACGGGUCAGUGGAAUCUUUAUGCCCAAAAUCCUGAUUCGAGUAAUCAUUUAUUUGGUACCACUCAAGGAGCGGGAACUGCCAUUCUGACCCUUCUUGGGGGAUUCCAUCCACAAACACAAAGUUUGUGGCUGACCGAUAUUGCUCAUCAUCAUUUAGCUAUUGCAUUUAUUUUUCUCAUUGCCGGUCAUAUGUAUCGAACUAACUUCGGAAUUGGGCACAGUAUCAAAGAUCUUUUAGAAGCACAUACUCCUCCGGGGGGUCGAUUAGGACGUGGGCAUAAAGGCCUUUAUGAUACAAUCAAUAAUUCGAUUCAUUUUCAAUUAGGCCUUGCUCUAGCUUCCUUAGGGGUUAUUACUUCCUUAGUAGCUCAACAUAUGUACUCUUUACCUGCUUAUGCAUUCAUAGCACAAGACUUUACUACUCAAGCUGCUUUAUAUACUCAUCACCAAUACAUUGCAGGGUUCAUCAUGACAGGGGCUUUUGCUCAUGGAGCUAUUUUUUUCAUUAGGGAUUACAAUCCGGAACAGAAUGAAGAUAAUGUAUUGGCAAGAAUGUUAGACCAUAAGGAAGCUAUCAUAUCUCAUUUAAGUUGGGCUAGCCUCUUCCUAGGAUUCCAUACCUUGGGCCUUUAUGUUCAUAACGACGUUAUGCUUGCUUUUGGUACUCCAGAAAAGCAAAUCUUGAUUGAACCUAUAUUUGCCCAAUGGAUACAAUCUGCUCAUGGUAAGACGACAUAUGGGUUCGAUAUACUCUUAUCUUCAACGAAUGGCCCCGCUUUCAAUGCAGGUCGAAACAUAUGGUUGCCCGGAUGGUUGAAUGCUGUUAAUGAGAAUAGUAAUUCGCUUUUCUUAACAAUAGGACCUGGGGAUUUCUUGGUUCAUCAUGCUAUUGCUCUAGGUUUGCAUACAACUACAUUGAUUUUAGUAAAGGGUGCUUUAGAUGCACGCGGUUCCAAAUUAAUGCCGGAUAAAAAGGAUUUCGGGUAUAGUUUUCCUUGCGACGGCCCAGGGCGCGGCGGUACUUGUGAUAUUUCUGCUUGGGACGCGUUUUAUUUGGCAGUUUUCUGGAUGUUAAAUACCAUUGGAUGGGUUACUUUUUAUUGGCAUUGGAAACACAUUACAUUAUGGCAGGGCAACGUUUCACAAUUUAAUGAAUCCUCCACUUAUUUGAUGGGAUGGUUAAGAGAUUACCUAUGGUUAAACUCUUCACAACUUAUUAAUGGAUAUAAUCCUUUUGGGAUGAAUAGUUUAUCAGUAUGGGCUUGGAUGUUCUUAUUUGGACAUCUUGUUUGGGCUACAGGAUUUAUGUUCUUAAUUUCCUGGCGUGGAUAUUGGCAGGAAUUAAUUGAGACUUUAGCAUGGGCUCAUGAACGGACACCUUUGGCUAAUUUAAUUCGCUGGAGAGAUAAGCCCGUGGCUCUUUCCAUUGUGCAAGCAAGAUUGGUCGGAUUAGCCCACUUUUCCGUGGGUUAUAUAUUCACUUAUGCAGCUUUCUUGAUUGCCUCAACAUCAGCAAGUUUGUUAAUUUAGUUAUUUUUUUUUGUACUGUAUCAGAACCCAGUUCAUUACUCUUGAUGGAGAGGGAGGAUCCGCCUUUUUAGAUUUUUGCUAUUUAUUUUUCUAUCUAGGAUUAGAACCAUAUACUUGGUAAUAAUAGGAACGGCACAUUAUGGCAAACAAAGUUUGAUUCAGAGGGAGAAGAAGCGGCAGAAAUUAGAACAAAAUAUCAUUUGAUUCGUCGAUCCUCAAAAAAAAAAGAUAAGAAGCAAAGUUUCCCCUUUGAGUUUGAGCGAAAAAAAACAAAAAUGCAAGAAAAAUUGCAAUCCCUACCACGUAAUAGUGCACCUACACGGCCUUCAUCGACGUUGUUUUUUAACCGGAAGACCUAGAGCUAACUAUCGAGACUUUGGGCUAUCCGGACACAUACUUCGAGAAAUGGUUUAUGCAUGUUUGUUACCGGGUGCAACAAGAUCCAGUUGGUAAGGAUAAAAAUACCCUUUCUUUCAUAUUUGUAUGGUUUCUCGAAUUGAUGAUCGUAGAAGAGCCCUCUUUACCAUUCUGUAUAAAUGGACUAUUCUAUUUGUAUAGAUAUGGUAGAGGGGCCUAUCCACCCACUAGUUUCCCGCUAAGAAGGUGGAGCAGUUUGGUAGCUCACAAAGCUCAUAACCUUGGGGGUUACGGGUUCGAUACUGGACUACCUGCUCCAUAUUCUUCUUUAUGAUAUAUGUAUCAUCCAUUUGUAUAUGGUAUAUGGAUUUGUUUUUCUUUCCUAAAAGAGUUUCGGUCUAACAGUUUUUUAUUAUUUCUCUGAAAUAUAAAAAAGAAAGAAUAAAAUAAGAAAGAGAAGCGUCCAUUGUCUAAUGGAUAGGACAGAGGUCUUCUAACCUUUGGUAUAGGUUCAAUCCUAUUGGACGCAAUCUUUUUCUAUCUAUUCUUUAAAUAACUAUACUAAACGAAAAAAAAAUUUUGCAUGAUUCAAAUGAAAAAUCUUUGAUUCCUCUUCUACUAACACGAGUUAUACUAAUAAGAGUAGACAUGCUAUAUUUAUGUUUGUUCCUGAGGGAAAACCGUUCAAGCUGUUCCUGAAUAGCUUCCUUCAAAAGGGUUUCUGCUUGCUCGUGAAUGUCUUACUAGAAGAUAUAAUUUCUUGGAAUUGAGGUUUAGUAUCUUUUAGGUGUUUACGUAACUCAUCCAGAAAUUUCUUUACCUGUUCAAUUUCUAACGAAUCAAGAUAUCCUCUCGUUCCGGUAUAAAUAGUAGCUACCUGCUCUUCCACUGGGAGAGGGUUUGAUUGGAUUGUUUAAGCAAUUCCCGUAAUCGUCGACCCCUUGCCAAUUGAUUCUGACUUGUUUUAUCCAGAGCGGAGGCGAAUUGUGCAAAGGCUUGUAAUUCUGCGAAUUGAGCUAGUUCCAAUUUUGAUUUGCCAGCUACUUGUUUCAUGGCUUUAAUUUGAGCUGCGGAUCCUACUCUGGAAACUGAAAUACCCACAUUAAUAGCAGGUCGAAUUCCGGCAUUGAAUAGAUCCGCGGAUAAGAAUAUUUGUCCAUCUGUAAUUGAAAUUACAUUAGUAGGAAUAUAGGCGGAAACGUCUCCAGAUUGAGUCUCCACUAUUGGUAAAGCGGUCAUACUCCCUUCGCCUAAAAGAGAAUUUAAUUUAGCGGCUCUUUCUAAAAGGCGUGAAUGCAAUAAAAAACAUCCCCUGGAUAAGCUUCGCGGCCGGGAGUCUUCUUAAUAGAAGGGACAUUUGGCGAUAAGCUUGUGCCUGUUUGGAGAGAUCAUCAUAAAUUAUUAAGGUAUGCCGUUCGCGGUACAUAAAAUACUCAGCCAGGGCUGCUCCCGUAUAAGGAGCGAGAUAUUGUAAUGUAGCGGGUGAAUCCGCCAUUUCAGCUACUACAAUAGUGUAUUUCCAUGGCCCCCUCUUCGUGGAAAGUAGUUACUACUUGAGCCACGGAGGAUGCUCUUUGACCGAUAGCUACAUAAACACAUAUUACAUCUUGACCUUUUUGAUUGAGAAUUGUAUCUGUGGCUACUGCUGUUUUGCCAGUCUGUCUGUCCCCAAUAAUUAACUCUCGCUGACCGCGCCCUAUGGGGAUCAUCGAAUCGAUAGCAAUAAGCCCUGUUUGAAGGGGUUCAUAUACGGAACGCCUAGAAAUUAUACCCGGAGCAGGAGAUUCAAUUAAGCGAGAUUCUGAAGCGACAAUUUCGCCUCUCCAUCAAUAGGUUUAGCGAGAGCAUUUAUAACACGACCCAAGUAAGCCUCGCUCACGGGUAUCUGAGCAAUUCUUCCUGUUGCUUUUACAAAACUUCCCUCUUGUAUCAUCAACCCAUCGCCCAUUAAUACAAUCCCAACAUUUUUAGAUUCCAAAUUCAGAGCAAUACCUCUCGUCCCUUCUGCAAAUUCGACUAAUUCACCUGACAUUAUUUCACCAAGACCUAUAAUACGAGCAAUCCCAUCCCCCACUUGCACUACGCGACCGAUAUUCUCAAUCCCUACUUUCCUAUUAUUUGUUCAAUACGUUCGCGGAGAAUUUUAUUAAUUUCGUCGACUCGAAGGGUUGCCAUUAGUGUUUCUUUAAUUUUUUUUUUUUGGAAGCAAGGGAAAAAUAAUGCCUAAAUUCUAAACAAAGUAGAAGUUCAAAACCUAAUAAAUUGAAUUAUCUCUUCCAUUCUAUGGCCCCGAGAAUGCCAAUAUUAGCACGAAUCGUACGGAAAUGUAACUCGGUAUUCAAACAACUAUUCAGAGUUCCUAGAGCUCCUUGUACAGCUUGUUGGAAAACCCGUUGUCGGACCUGAUUCAUCGCCCUUUGUUUUCAAAAUAAAGGGUUUCGUUUUUUAGACUUUUCUAAUUGUUCCAAACUAAUAGAAGUAGCAUUAAUCAAAUUUUCUUUUUCUCGUUCUAUUUCAGAGUAUCCAUUCAUUCGAUACUCAUCUGCUUCCAGUUCGACUUUCUGUAAUCGAAUACGAGCUUUUUCGAGUUGUUCAAGGGUCCCUUUACGCAAUUCUUCCGAAUUUCGAAUAGUACUUAAAAUCCUCUGUUUUCGAUUAUCUAAUAAAUCUUUUAAUGAAAGUAGAUUAUCUUGCUAUUAAGUUUACAAUUUUUAUGAUCUCUUCCCGAACCAAACAUGAAUCUUUCGAUUCAUUUGGCUCUCCCGCUCCUUUUUUUCUUUUUUGUUAUGUAUUAUGGCUAUUUCCAUAUCUUUUUUUUAUGUAAUGAGCCUAUCCUCUAUCCUCUCUUUUCUGUUUGUAUUUCUAUAUACCCAAACUUAUAUAAGACUAGAUGAAUAUUAAGAGGACUCUUCCAACUAGAUAAAAAUCUAUCAUGGUCAGCAAAGUUGUUUCUUUAUUUGUGUUUGCUCUGUUAGUUAAUAAUUUCAAUUUCAUUAAGAAAAACUAACUAAAUAAAUGGAAAAUAAAAAUUGAUAGAAUUCCUUUUAUUUUUCUUCAAAUCCAAAAAAUUUCUCUUUUUUUAUACAUAGGUCGUCGAUUUGGCAUUGGAAAAAGGGCUGCGUGCCCUUCUAGUAAAUAGUUCAAACUAUUUUAUCGAUAUGAGUGUUCUAUAUCAGAUAAAUUCUACACUAGCUAUUCCCGUUUAAAGCAUUUCGAGACUAAUACUAAUGUAGUUGUAGAAAGAGUACCCCUUUUUGCCCGGACUUCAAGCAGUUUAGCUUUAACCGUGUUAAUGGUCUCACAUUAUUGGUCUAUAGAGAAUCAAAGUAAAUUUACCAAUGAAUCGCGAAAUGCUAUGGUUCUUCCAUAUGAUUUCUGAAGUUAUUCAGAAGUAAUUCGUCGAGAUCGUGCACCUUUUCUUAUUUAUCAAAAAAAAUACUAAAAAUAUUCUAAAGUGCAGCCGGAUAGAUCCAAUCUAUUCUUGAAAUAGACAACUCGCACACACUCCCUUUCCAAAAAAAAAUCAAUACACCAACCACUACAGUUAGAUUUAUUAGAUUGUUGCUAAAAUAUCGGUAUUAAGCCCGAAACUCCCAGCGAAUGGCCAGUGAGCUAAAAAAACAAAAGAAUGGGUUACAUUUUUCAUAUGCUCUCCUCUUAUAGAUAGGACGAACAAAGAAGAAAGUUUUUCGAUUACUUACUUCGCUCGUCCUUUUUGAUCGGUUUUUUUAAUGCAAAUAGAUUCAAUCUAAUAAUUUCUUUUAGAUUAAGUCUUAGGUCUCGUUUGACCUGUGAAAGAUCUCCUUUGUUGAAAUGUUCCCAAAAUUCCUAAAAUAAAAGGAAAAAUACUUUCCACUGUCCUAAACUAAGGACGGGAAGGAAGAGGGCGAGCAUAUCCUCUAAAUUGAUCAUGCUCAAAUCAGCCCUUCUUGGGGUUCCUAGGGUAUUGUCUGUCCCGAUAAAUACAAAAUUUCCGGAAUAAUAUAAAAAAGAAAUAAUAUAAUAAAUAGGAGUAAAGUAAAGUAUUGAUAUACUUAGAAUUACAUAAGCAAAUGCCAUGUACUAAAAAAAGAAAAAAGUAUCUAAUCUAAAGGACUCAUUUUCUUUUUUAGGAUUAAACAAAAGGGUUCGCAAAUAAAAGCGCUAGUGCCACAACCAGUCCAUAAAUUGUUAAAGCUUCCAUAAAAGCUAGACUAAGCAAUAAAGUACCUCUUAUUUUACCUUCUGCUUCUGGCUGUCUCGCAAUACCUUCUACAGCUUGUCCUGCAGCAGUACCUUGACCAACUCCGGGCCCAAUAGAAGCAAGCCCUACGGCCAAUCCAGCAGCAAUAACGGAAGCAGCAGCAAUUAGUGGAUUCAUGAUGAGUUCCUCGUGUCAAAAAAAAAAGAAAUGGUUAAGGAUACAAUCAACCAAGAAAUUAUUACUUCCAACUUCUAAGCUCUAUCGGGUAGAAGUAACUAAUAAGUACAAAUAAAUGAUAAUCGAAAUCGUUCGAAUUACUUCGAGAUCUCGUUUUUUAGUUUCUAAUCAUUAGAGGUUUGUGUAAAUCCAUAUGAUUCUCAUUAUUCUAUUUCUCUUUCUUUUCAACCAAUCACUCUUUUAUUCCAUCCUUUUUUUACUCUUCGAUAUCUUUGAGUUCCCAUUUUUUCCCCUUCAUCUAACAUAAUAAAAGACGAAAUACAGGAAGAACCCCUAUUGAAAUCGAACUAAUCCAAAUCCAAUAGGAAUCAAAUCAAGAUAUACAAUUGAUAACAAUAUGCUGCAUAGAACUAGAUAUGGAAUCCAGUUCCAUAUAGAAGGGAAUUCUAUAUAUCGGAUUAGAUAAUGAAUCUAACUUAGGAAUAAAAAAAAUCCCAUAUACAUUUGUUUCUUCUAUUUUGUUUGCCUAUUUCUCAUUUUCUAUUGAAUCCGAUUCUAAAAUCAUUCUUUAGAAAGCCACACAAAAGAUGACUGUCUUAUAGGCAUUAAAGAUAUAGAUCUAACCUGACUUGGCCCCCCUGAAUGCAUAUAUACUUUACCUCUUCCAUAAUAUAGUCUAUUCUCUCUCCUACAACUCUAGGUUGUAUAUUCAUACGCCUUUCGAACUAUUUAGUUUUCCAACUAAGAGGAUUAUCCGGAAUCAUGCAUGAAUUGGGCUAAGCUAAAAAAAGAAAGACUAUUUCAAAAACUAGUUAAUUCAAUGAUGACCUUCCAUGGAUUCACCUAUAUAGGCUGCGGCUAACGUUGCAAAAAUAAGAGCUUGAAUACCGCUUGUAAAUAAUCCAAGAAACAUGACCGGUAUAGGGACUACUAAGGGGACUAAAGAAACAAGAACAACAACGACUAAUUCAUCCGCCAAUAUAUUUCCGAAAAGUCGAAAACUAAGUGAUAAUGGUUUUGUGAAAUCUUCUAGGAUGUUAAUAGGUAAAAGGAUUGGGGUUGGUUUAAUAUAUUUUUCGAAAUAACUCAAUCCUUUUUUGCUAAGACCCGCAUAAAAAUAUGCCGCUGAUGUUAGUAAAGCUAAAGCAACAGUAGUAUUUAUAUCAUUCGUGGGCGCUGCUAAUUCCCCAUGGGGUAACUCUAUAAUUUUCCAAGGUAAAAGAGCACCUGACCAAUUCGAAACAAAAAUAAAAAGGAACAUAGUUCCAAUAAAGGGAACCCAGGGACCAUAUUCUUCUCCAAUCUGAGUUUUGCUCAAGUCUCGAAUAAACUCAAGGACAUAUUCGAAGAAAUUCUGACCAUCGGUCGGGAUGGUUUGUGGAUUCCGAACAGCUAUGAUAACUGAACCUAGCAAAAUAGUAAUUACGACCCAAGAAGUGAUGAGUACUUGGGCAUGAAUUUGGAAACCUCCUAUUUGCCAAUAGAAGUGUUGCCCUACUUCUACACCCGAUAUAUCAUAUAACCCCUUGAGUGUUUUAAUGGAACAUGGUGUAAUAUUCAUAUUGUCCUCUGAUAAAAAUUGAACUUCAAAAAAGGAAUUCUUUUGAUUCAAGCAUCUCUUUCUCAACUCAGCAACUUGAAGUAUUAAUCUUAUAUUUAAUAUACCAAGAAAUCACAUCAGAUCAUAAUAUAUAUCAAUACCCUCUAAUAUAUAUCAAUAUUUCCCUUCUUUUAUCUAUGCAAAACAAAAAAGAAUAGUAAUUAAUCCUAUAAAUCUACGCAGUUGCUCAAGAAUUCACUAUUCUUCUUAAUCAACGAUUUCUUAUAUAGAGAGAACGGCCCUCAGAAAUUGCAAAUACUAAUUUGUUAAGAAUUAAUCGAAUUGAAGUCAUAGUGUCAUCGUUGGCAGGAAUCGAUAUAUUCGCAAGAUCUGGGUCACAAUUUGUAUCGACUAAAGAAAUAGUAGGAAUCCCCAAAAUGGCACAUUCCUGAAGAGCUAUAUACUCUUUUUGCUGAUCAAGGACGAUCACAAUGUCAGGCAACCUCGUCAUAUAUUUGAUCCCGCCGAGAUAUCUUUGCAAGGUAGAUAAUUUUCUCUUUAAGAUUGCCGCAUCUCUUUUUGGGAGAUGGUGGAAUUUUCCCAUUUUUUCUUCUGCUCUUAAGUCUCUAAAUUGAGAAAGUCUAGUUUUGGUAAUCGACCAAUUCGUUAACAUACCGCUGAACCACUUUUUAUUAACAUAAUGACAACGAGACCUUAUUGCAGCUGAUGCUACUAAAUCCGCUGCUCUUUUUUUGGUACCAACAAUUAAGAAGCUUUUUCCCUGACUUGCUGCAUCAAAAACUAAAUCACAAGCUUCUGAUAAAAAACGAGCUGUUCUAGCAAGAUUUGUAAUAUGAGUACCUUUACGCUUUGCCGAGAUGUAAGGGGCCAUUUUGGGAUUCCAUUUCUUAAUACCAUGACCAAAAUGAACUCCCGCUUCUAUCAUCUCUUUCAAAUUGAUGUUCCAAUAUCUUCUUGUCAUUUUUUCCACACUUCCUUUUUUUUUCUUUUUUCGUGUUACCAUUACGGAAUUCAUUUCUUUUUGAAGAUUAAGAAAGAGCCGAAAUAGCUUGAAAUAAAUAAUAAUUGUUCCAAUGGAACCUUCUUGACCAUUGAUACACGGUAUAAACAUAGCCUUAAUGAAUUAACUGACUUCUUUUACUUAUUAAAAUACAAUUUAAAUUUAAGUACAAAAUCGAAAAUCAGACCUGUUAGCAUUCUAAGGUCAAAAGUAUAGUUUAAAUUAAAGUAAAAAAAAUUGCUUUAUGUAUACUUAAAUCGUAUAAAUAGGGGUAAACGGGGUCUCUGAUGUUUCAUAGAAAUUGUUUGUUACGUCAGAAUCAGAAGAAACUAAUUCUGUAUGGAGAAACAAAAUAUCUCUCAUUUCCGACGCGAAUAGAUUUUUUUUUUGAAUUUCUAAAUAAAGGUUCUUGUCUUGUGGGGAACGAUGCACAAAUUUUUGGAAUCCGGUACCAACAGGUAUAAUCCCCCCCAGAACUACGUUUUCUUUCAGACCUUUCAACCAAUCAAUACGACCUCGUAGGGCAGCUUUUGCUAAAACUCGAGCAGUUUCUUGAAAACUUGCUUCAGAUAUGAAACUUUGGGUAUUCAGGGAAGCCCUUGUUAUUCCCAAUAAGAUUGCCCGAUAAUAGAUCGAUUCAUCUAAAGCCCGCCCUGCUCGUUCCGCUCGCAAUAGUCCUAUUAAUUCCCCAGGUAAAAAAACAUUAGACAUUCCAUCUUCGGAAACCCUUACUUUUGAUGUUACUUGGCGUAUAAUAAUCUCUAUAUGUCUAUUAUGGAUCUGUACCCCUUGGGAUCGAUAAACCUUUUGGAUCUUAUUAACCAAAGAGAUACGACUUUGGGCUAUGGUUAGCUCAGCUCCAAUCAAGAAUCCCCAGGGAACCCCAAGAAUUCUUGGUAUACGUUCAUUCCAAUCCUCAAUUCUCCUUUCGAGAUUCGGCGAUAGUGAAUCAAUUGAACGCGCUUCGAAGAUUUGUUCUACUUUUGGAAGACCUUGCGUUAUAUCACUGGAUCUCGAUUUUUCAUAUAUAAACGUAACUAACCUAUCUCCUUUGUAAAGGAUUUUUCCAUAAUGACCAUGAACAGUUGCUCCUAUAGUGGCCAAAUAAGGCUUAGCUGCUCUUAGAACAAAGGAGUCCAUAUUAACAAUGAAAAUUUGACCAGAUUUUUUUAUGUGUAAUUUAAAUAGACAUAAAUUUUCACAAAUAAAUUGUCCAAGGUGAAUUAUUGCCAAUGUCUCUUCCCAUGAGUCAUGAUGGAGAAAGUGCCAAUUCAAAUGGAAUGGCUCCAACAUGAUGUUACUGUCAAAAUUCGAAAUCCUUUUAUUUUCGUCUAUUAAAGAGUAUUUAAGUCCUUGAAGUACUUGUAAGGUUUGUUUCAAAUUGUCAAGGAACAAGUAUUUUUUUAACAAGAUCUGAUUAUGCGUUAAUAAAUAGUAAGAUGAAGAAAAAUUCGAUAUACUAGGUACAAUAACGCCUAAGAGCCCAAAAAUAUCUCGAAUAGGAAUUCUAGGAUUCGAUUCUUUUACCGCAUUGGGAUAUUUAGAAUUCUUGAAUAAACCAAUUCGAGAACAGUUGGAUGCCAACAAAAUCAUCAAAGAUGGAUAUUCUUUAUUUCGAUUCAACAAGGUGCCAAUAACUUCUUGAUGUUGGCUAAGUGAUUGAAUCUUCGCCUUGGAAUAAAAGGAAUUGGUAUUGUUGCGAUCUAACCUAUUAUUGGGAAUCAAUCCUACACUUGUCCUAUCAUACCUUCUUCGUGUAUACAAAAUAGUAGACUUGACUAACUCAAUUCUUAGGAAAUCGCGAAUUAGAUCAUUUGUUUUUACCUCAACAAGAGAAGCACGAGCUCCCUCUUUUUCUUCUUGUUCCCAAUUCACUACUAAGCAAGUUCGAACGAAUUGACUAUUCGUGUGAUAAAUUCUUUGAGUUAACUUGCUAUUUUCAUGAGAAAUAAAAUUGACAAGUCGAAGUUGGAGAUUAUCCUCUUCUUGCAGGAGAUCCUGCGGGAAAAGUGUUGCUAAAUUUAUCCCUUCGUCCAUUUCAUAUGCGACUGCAGGUCGAACCGAAACAAAAUACUUUUCCUUGCUUUUGAGAAAUUUUUUCCGUUGAACAUAAACCCAAUUUUUCCUUUUUUUUGAUUCCUUAGAAUCUUUUUUUUCUCUUUCUGGUGGUAUCAAACUGCCACCUAAUAUCUUAUCCGCCUCUUCAGGAAAAUGAAUAUCUCCGGAAAAGAUUUUGAGUUCUGUAUGGCUUUUUUUUCUCUUCACUCGGACCAAUCCACCUAGUCGACUUCUUGUAUUUUUUGUGAGUUGUGUAUCGACUCCAAUAAUACUAUUGUCAAGUACCUUUAGGGAUGAGGAUCUCGGCAAGAUAUGCAGUUCUUGAAGAAUGAAAAAAAACCGAUCUACUUCUUUUGGUAUUUUAGACUAAAUUCUUUUGUUCCUCGAUGCUCAAUAAAACCCUCUUUUUUUAAGAUAGAAUCUUCCUCCGGGCUCCCAUAUUCGUCUUCUGAGUCUUCCUCUGAGUCUUCUUCUGAGUCUUCUUCUAAAGUCCCAUAUUCCUUCUCUGAGCCAUCUUCAGAGCUCCCAUAUUCUUCUUCUGAUUCUUCCUCUAGGAUUUCAUAUUCGCCCUCUCCCUCUCGAGUCCUAUAUUUGUUCUCUAGGCUCCCAUAUUCUUCCUCUGAGUCUUUCUCUAGAGUCCUAUAUUCGUCCUCUAGGAUCCCAUAUUCAUCUUCUAGGGUUUCAUAUUCGUCCUCUAGAGUCCUAUAUUCGUCUUCUAGGAUUUUAUAUUCGCCCUCUCCCUCUCGGGUCCUAUAUUUGUUCUCUGGGCUCUCAUAUUCGUCUUCUGAGUCUUCCUCUCGAGUCCGAUAUUCUUCCUCUCGAGUCCUAUACUCUUCCUCUUGGGUCCGAUAUUCUUCCUCCAGGGUCCUAUAUCUAAAUUUAACAAUUCCUGAACCCCUUUUAUCUUUUCUGUAUCGUGGAUCGUCAAAAUAAGCAAAAAUAGUAUUUCUACGUAAAACACCCAUAAAGGGUAUUUCCAUUGAAAUACCCAAACAGGAUAUUCGCUCUUUUUCUUGUUCUUGAUGAUAUUGUAAUGGAACGACGAGCCUAUUUCUUCGCUUUUUCGCCAACAAAUCUGAAUUAUCUUGAAGAAUGGAAGGAUAGAAACAAUUCCAAUGACCGUUGAACACGAUUCGAUCUGGCGUUAAAUAAUCAAGAAUUUCUCUAUCUUUUUUACCAAAAGUAUCCAACAGUCUAUGGCUUACUUGAUCAUUAGCCAUUGAGAAGUCAAAGAUAUAUCUUCCAUCAACAGAAAAAGAAUAAGUAUUCAUUUGAUCUUGAUCCUUGUGCAGCGAAAAAGAUGCUAUACUGGAUCUGCACAUACUUACUGACAAUAUCCAUAAAUGGCUUGUUUUUGGUAAUCGACGAAGAUUACCAUAUUGAUAUUCGGGCGCAUGGUAAACAUCAGUACUCCAGUGCAUUUCCCCGUCUGAUUCGGAAUAAAUAUGCUUUUGUACCUUUUCUUUAAAAUGCAAAGUGGACGUUCCGGCACGAAUCUCCGCAAUUACUUGUUCAGAUUCUACAUAUUGAUCAUUUUGCACUAGAAUCAAGCUUUUUAACGGAAUAUUCACACUAUGUAGAAUAUCCUGACUCUGAAUAGUUACAUGCAAGUCUAUAUAGCAUAGAAAAGCAGGCUGCCCAUGACGGGUACGUGUGGGGUGAACCAAAUCCUCAUUGAAUUGGAUUUUUCCAUUCGAGGGGGAUCGUAUAAGGUCGGCAGUACCCCCUGUGAAUACUCCACCAGUAUGAAAAGUUCUUAAUGUUAAUUGAGUCCCCGGCUCCCCAAUUGAUUGACCCGCAAUAAUACCUACAGCUUCCCCCAAUUCGACCAGAUCCCCAUGAGUGGGACUCCGCCCAUAACAUAAUUGACAGAUCCAAGAUGUGCUCCGGCAAGUAAAGGGGGUUCUAAUAUAUAUUGGUUGUGCUCGAAACGGUUGUGCUCGAAAGGCAGUUAUGAAUCGAUUGACUAAUCCAAUUCCAAUAUCUUGAUUUCGAGAAGCAAUGCAUCGUGAACCAAUAUAUAUAUCGUCUGCUAAUACACGACCAAUUAGUGUUUGGACAAAAAGUUUUUCCGUCAUCCCAUUUUGAGGACUCACAGAAAUACCUUGGAUAGUACCACAAUCUCUUCUACGCACAAUAAUAUGUUGAACUACUUCAACAAGUCUACGUGUAAGAUAGCCAGCAUCCGCUGUUCGUACAGCAGUAUCUACAACCCCUUUUCGGGCUCCGUAGCAGGAAAUUAUAUAUUCUGUCAAAGAAAGUCCCUCGCGUAAAUUGCUUUGAAUAGGUAAAUCAAUCAUUUGUCCUUGAGGAUCCGCCAUUAACCCUCUCAUACCUACUAAUUGGUGUACCUGAGAUGCAUUUCCUCUGGCUCCUGAAAAAGACAUUAGAUAGACUGGAUUAGAAGGAUCCGUUAUUCGAAAAUUCGAAUUCAUUUCUUGUUUCAAAUAUUCACUUGUAGCAUACCAUAUCUCAACGGAUUGGCGUAAUUUUUCUACCGCGUGUAUAGCUCCAUAAUAAUAGUGUUUCUCCAAAAGAAAACUCUGUUGUUCCGCGUCUUGGACUAACCAUCCUUUAGAGGGUAUUGUUAAAAGAUCCUCGAUUCCUAAAGAAAUCGAUGUAGUAGUGGCUUGAUGGAAGCCCAGAGUCUUUAUUUGAUCCAGUAUAUGGGAUGUAUAUCCCAUUCCGAAAUGAUCUAUUAAUCUGCUAAUAAGCCGUUUCAUAGCAGUUCCGUCUAUCUCUUUAUUAUGAAAGACCAGGUUGGCCCGUUCUGCCAUACAUAAGUACCCCCUUUUUUUGGCUGAGUAGGAUUCGACAAUUGCUGAGUAGGAUUCGACAAUGGGCCUGAGUCAGUGAUUCGAAAACUUAAUUUACUCCCUUUCCUCAAUCUCAAUCUGGAUUUGCGCGGCAAAAAAGAUGGUACUAGCGAAAUCGGAAUGCCCCCCGAAAGGGGCAUCGCCGAAUCUAACUUCCUUGUUUAGAUAGUGUAUGAAUAGGCCCGACUAAAUCCUUGUAUGGCUUCCUCUAUUUCUCUAUAAAAAGAAAUAUGACCAAGAGUGGUUCGAAUGUAUAUAGAACGGAUUUCUUUUUUUCUAUUUCCCACUACUAGAUAGUGGGCAUAAAUCUCAUGAUAAGUCCCAAAAGAUUCAUAUUGAACUUCAAUCGGAACUUCUCUUGACCCAACGAUGCGUUGAUCUAGUUUCCAUCGGAGCCACAAGGGACUGUUUAAACCGAUUCGUUUUUGUCUAUAAGCUCCCAGUGCAUCAUAGGAACUAGAAAAAUGGGGUUCUUUAUCUUUCGUAUACUUAUAAUAAUUGUUAUUAUUGUAGUUUACUUUUUUAUUUGGAGAGUUUCCGCAACUAUUAUAUCUAUUUGCACAAAUACCUAGACGGUUUCCAAUCGUUAAUACAUAAAGUCCGAUAAGCAUGUCUUGGGUUGGCACGCAAAUAGGAUCUCCAAUAGCGGGAGACAGGAGAUUCAUAUGAGAAAACAUAAGUAAACGGGCUUCCGCCUGAGCUUCCAAGGAUAAAGGUAGGUGAACAGCCAUUUGAUCCCCAUCAAAGUCCGCAUUGAAACCCUUACACACUAAUGGAUGUAAACAAAUAGUACGUCCCUCUACUAAAGUGGGUUGGAAGGCCUGUAUGCCUAAUCUAUGCAGGGUAGGUGCUCUGUUCAACAGUACAGGAUGUCCCCGCAUAACUUCUUGAAGUAUUUCCCAUACAAUGGGUUCCUUUUCCCAAAUUUUCCUUUUAGCAAUCCUGACAUUAGAAGUAGCACGUUUCGUGAUUAAAUCGCGAAUUACAAAUAGCUGAAAAAGCUUUAUUGCUAUCUCUAGAGGUAAUCCACAUUGAUGUAAUGAAAGCGAAGGACCCACAACAAUGACAGAACGCCCCGAGUAAUCGACCCGUUUCCCAAGCAGAGUCUCGCGAAACCUCCCCUCUUUACCCUCAAUUACAUCUGAAAGUGAUUUGUAUACUUUAUUGUGACCAUCCCUCGUCGGUUGCCCGCGGGACCCACUAUCAAGAAGUGUAUCCACGGCUUCUUGUACCAAUUUUUCCUGGCACAUUACUAAAUCUGCUGGUGCUAAUUCACUUCUUUUUAAUAGAUAGGCAAGGUUGUUGUUCCGACGGAUAACUCUCUUAUAAAGUUCAUUAAUAUCUGAAGUCACUACUUUAUCCCCAGAUCUAUAAACAAUGGGUCUCAAUUCGGGAGGAAGAACCGGUAAUAAGCACAAAACCAUCCAUUCUGGUUCUACAUUUGUUUGAAUAAAAUGUUUCGCCAAUUGCAUGCGUCUAAUCAAAAAAACUUUUCUUAUUCGUCUUUUUCUAUCUUCCCAUUCAUCUCCACUAUACCCCUCGUCUUCUAAUUCCUUCCAUUCAACCAAAGAAUUCUCUAUAAUAAUUCGCAAAUCUAAAUCUGCUAAUUGUUCUCUAAUAGCGCCUGCUCCUGUUGCAAUUUCCCGAUUUCGAAAUGUUGCAAAGCCUGGGGUAGAAAAAAAGGGAGAAAUACUGUGGUUACAGGAUGAAAUUUCAUCUUCGAAUAAACCCCGUAAUCGUAAGAAAGUAGGUUUUUUAGCGCUGGGCCUAGCAAAAGAGAAAUCACCAUAUACUAGGCCCUCCAAUUUCUUAAGGGGUUUAUCUAAAAGAUUCGCAAUAUAACUAGGAAGACCUUUCAAAUACCACACAUGAGUCACUGGACAUGCUAGUUUGAUGUAUCCCAUUUGAUAUCUUCGUAUCCGAGAAUCAACAAAUUCUACCCCGCAUUUUUGGCAAAAUCUUUCGUCUUCGUUUUCAGCUACGCUCGCUCGAGAGUUUCCACAAGCACAAAUUCCGCUUUUUAUGGGUCCAAAGAUUCUUUCGCAAAACAAUCCAUCUUUUUCUGGUUUAUCGGUUUUAUAAUGAAAAGUGGAGGGCCUUGUGACUUCGCCAACGACUUCCCCAUUAGGUAGGAUUUUUUUAGCCCAAGCCUUUAUUUGUUGAGGGGAAACGAGUCCAAUUUGAAGUUGUUUAUGUUUAUAUUGGUCAAUCAUAAAAUAGAAAUAAGAAAAAAAUUUAUAUUUAUUCCGAUCAAACAUCCUCCCUAUUAACCUGGAAGUUCUUCUCAGAUACAAGGAAAUGGUUCAGUUCUAGAGCCAAAGAUCGUAGUUCUCGAACGAGCACUCGAAAAGAUUCUGGCGGAUCCUCGUGAUUAGGCACUCUUUUUCCCCAGAUCGUAGCAUUAAGUAUUUCUUGGCGAGCUAUAAGAUGAUCAGAUUUAUAAGUAAGUAUCUCUUGUAAAAUAUGAGCAACACCAAAUCCUUCUAAAGCCCAAACUUCCAUUUCUCCUAUUCGUUGUCCCCCUUGCUUGGCUCUUCCUCUAACGGGUUGUUGGGUAACAAGUGAGUAGGGCCCAGUAGAACGUCCAUGAAUUUUCUCAUCAACUUGAUGAAUUAAUUUUAAGAUAUAGGACUUCCCUAUUAGAACAGGCUGUUCGAAGGGAUCUCCUGUUCUUCCAUCAAAUAUUCUGCUUUUUCCCGGGUACUCGGGUUCAAAUACCCAUGGAUUUUUUGUUUGUUUACUGGCUUCAUAUAAUUCCGAAAACACAAGUUUUCUUGAAGCCUCUUGCUCAUAUCUCUCAUCAAAGGGUGCUAUUCUAUAAUGUUUCUUUAGCAGAUCCCCUGCUAAUCCGAGCGAGCUUUCAAAUAUUUGUCCCACAUUCAUUCGUGAGGGUACUCCUAAGGGAUUGAAGACCAUAUCAACAGGUGUUCCAUCUUGCAAAUAGGGCAUAUCUUGCCUAGGCAAAAUUUUGGAAAUGAUCCCCUUAUUCCCGUGUCUUCCAGCUACUUUAUCCCCAACUUUGAUUUCACGUUUCUGUAAAAUAUAUACACGAACCAUUAUGUCAAAGGGGUCCCUCUGGAUCCAUUUCACAUCGAUAACGCGCCCUCUUCCACCUAUAGGUAGUUUGAGAGAAGUUUCUUUUGAAGUGGAUACCUCAAGACCAAAAAUAGCCCGUAAUAAUCCAGCUUCCGCGAUAUAGGACGAUUCGCUCGCUAUCUGAGGCGUUAAUUUACCUACUAAAAUAUCGCCAGUUUCUACCCAGGAUCCCAACCUUACAACUCCAUUUCUGUCCAAAUUGCGAAGUAAAUGUUCUUCUAGAUGUGGUAUUUGUUUAGUGAUUUUUUCAGCGGAGCCUUGGCUUGUCGUAUCCGUCUGAAUUUCAUAUUUUCGGAUGUGAAAAGAAGUAUAAAUAUCCUCAUAUACCAAACGUUCACUAAUUAGUACUGCGUCUUCAAAAUUGUAACCCUCCCAGGGCAUAUAAGCUACUAAAACGUUUUUUCCUAAAGCAAGUUCCCCGCCAACUGUAGCUGCUCCCUCCGCUAAAAUUUGCCCUUUUUUAAUGGAUUUACCCCGCGGAACCCGAGGUUUUUGGUGCAUACAAGUAUUUUUGUUAGAGCGCCGAUGGGCAACUAAAGGAAUACUUAUGGUCUUCCCACUACUUGAUAAAAGGAUCUUGUGACUAUCACUAGAAAUGAUCUUUCCCUCGCGUUGGGCUAUAACGGAAACCCUCGAAUCUAGAGCUGUUUGGCGUUCCAAUCCAGUUCCAACAAUGCACUUCUCGGACCGAGAAAGUGGAACUGCUUGGCGCUGCAUAUUAGAACUCAUUAAAGCCCGAUUCGCAUCAUUAUGCUCAAUAAAAGGAAUGAGAGAACCUCCAAUAGAAAAAUAUUGGAAAGGAAAAAUACUUCUAACAUGAAUCUGUUCCCAUGCAAUAGUCAGGAAUUCUUGACGGUAUCUAGCUGGAACAACCUGUUCUUCCUGAAUACCCUGAUUCAAGGACAAAGAAUUUCCUGCUGCUAUCAUAUAAUAUUCAUCUCUAUUUGGUGAUAAAUAAACUACCUGUCUCUCUUUUUUUUCUUUUGCUUUCUCAGAUAUUUCAUAAAACGGACUCUCUAUAGAUCCCCACCAGUGAUCAAUUCUCGCAUGAAUAGCUAACGAUCCGGUAAGUCCAACAUUGAUUCCUUCGGACGUGUCAAUUGGACAAAUACGCCCAUAGUGACUCGGAUGAAUAUCUCGGCUCCGAAAACUUGCAGUUCUCCCCGUCAAUCCUCCUGGACCCAAACAACUCACUUUUCGCCCAUGAACCGUUUGUGUCAAUGGAUUGGUUUGAUCAAAAACUUGAGCUAAGGGGUAUGUGCCAAAAAAGGUCUCAUAAGUAGUUAUUAAUAAAAUCGAAGUUGAAGUUGGAGUUACCAAAGUUUGUGGAGUCGGUUUCGAUUGACGUAUGAAUACUCUACGGAUAGUUUUUUGAACCGCAUGUUGUAAACGGCCAAGAGCCAGUCCGAAUUGAUCUUGUAACAGAUCUGCAACCGAACGAAUACGUUUAUUUUUCAAGUGAUUCAUAUCGUCAUCGUCAAGUAUACCCGUUCCAAAUUUCAUUCCAAUCAAAUGAUCCGUAGCGGCCAAUACAUCUCGUGGUAACAAGAAUGUAUUGUUCUGAGGGAUAUCAAGAUUCAGUCUCCGAUUCAUAUUUCGUCGACCAACUCUUCCUAAUUCACAUUUUUGUUGAAAAAAUUUCUUUUGUAAUUCCUCGCAUAAGGACUCCGAAAAUACCAGGUCCCCACCUACACAAGCAAAUUGUUGAUAAAACUCCAAAAUAGCUUUUUCUUUUGACUCAAUCCUCUUCUUCUCCUUAGCAUUCGGGAAAGACAAGAAAAUUUCGGGGUAGGAAACAUUAUCUAAAAUUUCUCUUAGAUUCGAACCCAUAGCUGAUGAUAGAACUAAAAUAGAUAUCUUUUGUUUUCUACUCACGCGAGCCCAUAUCCUUUCUUUUUUAUCAAUUGCUAAUUCCGACCUUCCUCCCCAAUCUGAUAUUAUAGUCCCGGUAUAUAUAGAAAUUCCCUUAUGGUCUAAUUCCGAGCGGUAGUAAAUACCAGGACUUAGCAAUAUUUGAUUGAUCACAAUUCGGUAUAUUCCAUUUAUUAUAAAGGUUCCUAAGGAAUUCAUUAUAGGAAUGUUUCCAAUAGAAAUGGUUUCCUUUUGCACAUCGAAACCAAAAAUUAAUCUCGCGGAUACAUAUAAUUCGGAAGAAUAGGUGAGUGAUUCAUACACAGCAUUCCUUUCUUUUAUCGAGGGUUCUAGCAAUUGAUAUCCUUUCGCAAAUAAUUGAAAUGCAAUUUCGUGAUCUGGAUCUUUAAUUGUGGGAAACUUCUCAAGUUCUUCCGCCAAGCCUUGAUUAAUGAAUCUACAAAAUCCCUCGAAUUGGAUCUGACUAAAUCCGGGUAUUGUGGACAUUCCCUCAUUUCCAUUCCGGAGCAUUUGAAUCUUAAGUUUCCUAUUUAUAGAAGAAAAAUUCCAUUAUCAGCUCACUCUUCAUCAAUCCCUACGGAUCAAUCUAGCAAUCAUGGAAUCCAUAUUCUGUUUACUGAAUCACAUGAAAUUCUAGGGAACUCCACAUACGUAUUUCAUAUAUGUAUUUCAUACAUAUGAAUAGAGACGAUUUCGACGAAAGUUCGAAUUUAGCAGGGGUUGAAAUGGAAUAAAAAUGAAUUGAUAAAACAGUCCUAGAAAAAAAUUCUGCCACUGAAACUUUAUGAUAUUCUAAAAAGAUUGGAUAGCAAAGAUUUCUCGUUUUAUCUCCUUUCUAUGAAAGGGAUAAAGCCAUAAGAAUUUAUAAGCACUAGAAAGUUUGACUUUAGUUCGAUUUAGAAUAGCACGCUUAGUUUCUUUUUCAAAAAGAAUUUGAAGGGUCUUUUUUGUUUCGUAGUAGUAGAAUUGCUAGAAAAUAAAGGAUUUCGUUGUAGAAUCCUAAAAUAAAGAUAAAGUACUUUAUUUUUUAAGUACUUGCCAAUCUAGUUAUCCACCUAUCUACAUAUCCUUUCUUUUAUCGUAAUUGCACUUAGGUGGGCCAAGAAGGCCUGGCUAUAAUCUAUAUCAGAGCAAAUUCCCUCUUUUUUUUUUUAUUCAAGAUAUUUAAUACAAUGAAAAAUUAAAGCACGAUUCCCCAUAGGAAUAUGUACAUAAGGGGGAUCUGUAGAUAAUAAUGCUGUUCGGACCUGGAGUUUCCCUAUAUACAGAUUAGGGAAACAUUUAUUCUUAUUCUAUUUUAUUAUGCCAUUCAAAAUAAUGGGGGGGAAUACCGAUUUAAGAGUCGUUCACUACUGCAAUUCAAAAAAUAAUAAUAAUAAUAUUAUAUUUAUUAUAUUAUUAUAUUAUAGUUUUAUUUUAUUAUAUUAUAGUUAAUUAUAUUAUUAUAUUCUAAUUUUAUUAUAUUAUAGUUAAUGGUUCUAAUUUGUUCUGAAUUUUGCAGCCUGCGACUGGAAAUCCACUUUUUCUUCUUUUCUUCUUUGUCAUCUCAAUAGAAUAGAAAGAAGCGGGAAGUUUUCUAGUGUUAGCAAUGUGUGUUUUAAGAUAGAAUCCAUCGAGGAGAAUAAGCGAAACUGGAUCCAAAAAAGCAGAAAUCUAUUUUUUGAAAAAGAUUCUAAAAAAGUAAGUAGAAUUAGAUUCAAGAUAAAAGAAAAAAAGGUUUUAGUAAUUAGUAAAAAAAUGUGAAUGAAUACUUGCUCUUUUCUCGAUUUUAGAUCGGAUUUUUUGGCGGCAUGGCCAAGUGGUAAGGCAGGGGACUGCAAAUCCUUUACCCCCAGUUCAAAUCUGGGUGCCGCCUGAUCAAUAAAAUACUUAGGAUUAUAGUACUGAUCAAACUCGACAAAUUCGUACCCCCCUAAGUUGGGGCACGAGAGUAACUAGGUUUGGCGAUACUGGAUUUUGAGAAUCCAUACCAUAGUUCUACCCUCAAACUAGGGUUUGUUUUGUGGGCAGUGGCCCAAACGGCUACCAAUAGGGAUGAGGUAGCGUUUCCUUAUUCUUUUAUUAAUUUAAAUCGAUUCGAUUCGGGAAUUUAAAACUACGAGACUAAGAUGUCAGAAAUCUUCGUAGCCAAAGGUCCCUAAGGGGCAUUCUUUUUUCAAUCUAAGAUUGAAGAAGGGACUUUGCGAAGAAAUAGAAAGACUUCCUAAUUAUCAUACAUUUUAUUUAUCGUACAUCUUACUACAUACACUUUAUCGUACAUCUUACUACAUACACUUCGUACAUCUUAUGCUACCUACAUACACUAAAGUAAAGGCUACUGAUUCUGUCGAGAAUUAGAUUGAAUAGGCUGAUCAAAAAUCAAUUUUUGGAUUGUGGAUAAGACCUCCUUACUCUUUCAUAGAAAGAUAGAAAGCGGGGCAGCAGUAGGGUUUAGGUCAAAAAUAAAAAUAAACAUGGGUAAGUUAGGUAUCCAAUAAAUAUUUAUCUAUCCUAAUUUUAUGGUGUAUUCUUACGUCCUUUGCUUAUAAAAAAGGUAACAAACGAAAGAAAAAAUCUCUCUAUUCCCGCGUCUUCUAUUCAGAGCAUCCCCUACUCUUUUUUAGGGAAAGAGCGAUGUAUCAUAUUUCUACUUAAUGCUCUCCAAUUCUACCAGAAAUCAUAUAAGAAUUUGUUAGGAGUAAAUUCCUUUAACGGAUUCAUCCAUAGUCUUAGGGCAGAAUGGCCUUUUGACUCUGUACCCUUGAUUCCACUAUGAUUAUUGAUCAAUAGUAGAAGAAUUCUUUCAUAGAAAUAGGAGACAUAAUUUACAUGGAUAUAGUAAGUCUCACUUGGGCUGCUUUAAUGGUAGUCUUUACAUUUUCUCUUUCGCUAGUAGUAUGGGGGAGGAGUGGACUCUAGGGAUACUACCAAUUGAUUGAGUAGUCGAAUUGUAGUAUCAACUCUUUUCUUUAAUUGAUCGUUUUGCAUUAAUAAUUUUGCCAAACUUUAUUUUUUCUCUCUUUCUUUAGUUUUGUUUCACUCUUGUAAGAAACUCUUUUAAGAAAGUAAGAAAGAGUCGUUCUAUUCCAGUAUAAUAGAAUAGAAAGGGCGAUUAUAGUAAUUCAUAACUUCUAUUCUACUAGAAAUUAUGAGUAAAAAGAAAGUUCUAUACAUAAGAAAAUUAGAACAUAAGAAAAUUAGACUUUCUUACACGAAGCUAUUCACAAUAUAUCGCACAUUUUCCAUUUAUACUAUUUUCUUAUUCUUAGAAAAUUUUUGAUGUUCUUUUUUUUUUUUUUUGAAGGAUCUCGAUUGAAGCAUCUCGCACCUUUUUUAAGCAUGAAAGAUUCGUAGGUUUUUUCCUUUUACUUUUUUUCUUUUACUAUAAUCUAUUCUAGUCUAUUCUCGUAUUAUUUUUCUCCCCCUCCUUGGAUUCUUUCAAUGAAGAAUUAUCUUCGAUUUUUUUGAUUUUGACUUGAUUGAAAUUAAGUGGAUGCAGUGAAAAAAGAAGUUGAAUUAGACUACUAUUUCAAUCUACUAAUCGAUUCUAUGUAGAUUCAAGAUAAUAUAAUAGAAAGAAUCUAAAGUGUGGUAGAAAAAACUAUAUGUAGUUCUUUCUACCACACUUUAUGAUUCCAACCAGACCCUUUCAUUUAAGACUUGGAUUUUUUAUUUUCUUUAAUCCCUUUUUCAUUUCUUCAAUGAUUAAUUGGAAUUCCAAUUAAUCAUUUUGACUGGCUGUUUUUACAUAAAUAAUAAGUAAAAAGGCAGUAGGAACUAGAAUGAACAAUGCUGUAGCAAUAAAUGCGAGAAUAUUUACUUCCAUAACCUCUUUAUUUAUUUAUUUUUUUCACAAUAACUCGGGAUGUAAUCCCAUGGAGAGGAAAAAGGGGUAUCCUGUAAAUUCAAGGGGAGGACUUGCAUUCUGAUAAUACUGAAUCAAUUCAAUAUUAUGAAUAUUGCAUCUAUCAAAUCAAUUCAUGGUGGAUAGUGGAAUAAUAUAACAUAGGAAGAUCUCUUAUCCAUACUAAGACCAAAAUAGGUUUUUUGAUUGGAUUCGAAACCCCCUCUAUUCUUUUUUCAUUCUUUUCUACUUUUGCUUUUCUAUAUGUAUAACCCAAAAUCUUUCUUAUCUUAUCCAAUUUCACUUCCUUUUUCUUAUAGUUAUACAUACAAUUAUGUAUGUAUUAUAUGACCAACUUUCUAUGGGUCACAUAGACAUCCCAAUAAGCAGUAGAAGUAGAAAUGAGAUGGAGAAAAGAGGAUCUUAAAUAAAAAGGAUCCCAUAUUUAAAUUUAGGAAAAAGAGCGUUUGCUUGGUUUUUAUUUUAUUAGGUUACUAUCCAUAUACGCUUUUUGGGGUCUAAAGAUGAGAGCAAAUCCAUAAAAAAAGGAGUCGGCAAAUGGAGUGAGAAUGAGGUGGAUUCUUUCCAAUUAUAUACACAAACAAAGUUGGAACUAGAAAAUGGAAGGGGUGCGGUUUAACCCCCAAAAAGUAACUAAUUAGAUGAAAUUCAUUCUCUAACAAUAAACGAAUACGGUUUAUGUAUGGAUUCCGGUAAAAUACCGGUACUCGAUUUCAUAAGAGUCGAAUAGGAAGUUAAGAUGAGGGUGGUAUCAUCAUAAAAAUGGAGUAGUAUCCUAAAUUAUACUAAUCCACGUAUGAUAUGUAUGCCUUUCCUUAUCAACCGGAAGUAGUGCAAAAAAAAUUCUAUACUGCACUGCUCUCUUUUUACUGAGAAAUGCAAAAAAAUAAAAGUGAAGUAAGGGUGCCCCAUAGAUAUUUGAUCUUGCCUCCUGUCCCCCCCCCCCCUUUUUUCAUCAAAAAUUUCCAUGAAAAAAGAAAAGAUGAAUUUGUCCAUUCAUUGAACCCUAGUUCGGGACUGACGGGGCUCGAACCCGCAGCUUCCGCCUUGACAGGGCGGUGCUCUGACCAAUUGAACUACAAUCCCUGCGGGGUGUAUGGCAUGCCUAUUCUUAAAUAGAAGAUUCGAUCCGUCUGUCGUGCUCUAAGAAAUAGACGAAUCAUAUACUACAUACCCGCAUAUCCUAUGCGGGUAUAGUGAGAGUGGCAUAACUAGUAUGUUGCGAUUUUUUAUCCCUAAAAAUAAACGAUAAUCCGCUUUUCCAUAAGAAAAGCUCUUUUCUUUGUCUUUUCUUUGUAAGACAAAGAAUCAGAGAGAUACGGAUUAGAAAUCAAUUUCCCCGUUUCUCUUUAUCCUUUAUUUCUAUAGAUAAUACAUCUUUUUUCUUCCAUAAAAAAAAUAGAUUUAGUUCAUAUUCACGAAGCCCUAAAUUUUUGGGCCGAGCUGGAUUUGAACCAGCGUAGACAUAUCGUCAACGAAUUUACAGUCCGUCCCCAUUAACCGCUCGGGCAUCGACCCAGGAAGAAUUUUUUCUAGGCUUUUUGAUAAUCUAUGAUUAACCUCUUUUUAUAAUACUCCCUACCCCCAGGGGAAGUCGAAUCCCCGCUGCCUCCUUGAAAGAGAGAUGUCCUGAACCACUAGACGAUGGGGGCAUCACUAGACGAUAGCACCAUAUACAACCACUCGUCAUUAUACUAUAAUGAUAGUAUGAGCAGUUUUUUGGAAUUGUCAAUAUACUCUUCGAACUAGAUCAAAGAAAAGAGUCUUUACUACUUUUCUGUUAUGCUUUCAUAGGAUUUUUUUUAGUUGAUGGUUAGGUUAAUUCACGGAUCAUCCCCUACUUUUUAAGCUUUUUAAGGUUAAGGAAAUUCGUUUAAAGGGUAUAGAAUACGAAUAGACUAAUAAAAAGGAAUCUAAAUUAGUUCAGUACAGGUAUUGAUUGCUAUAACAGGAAAAAGAGUCCAAUUUCAUUUUUUUUUGUAAUUUUAACUCUGUGCUUCGUUUAGUGUUCAGACCAAAAAUGUGGGCAUCUCGCACUAAACUAAGUCAUAAAAUUGCAAAAAAAAAAAAAAUGGGGACAUUUUCAAAAAAGAAAUGAAUGAAUUUAGUAGAAAAGUACUUUAUCGGAUUCGAACCGAUGACUUCUGUCUUACCAAGGCAUUAUUCUACCACUAAGCGAAAAGCCCUUUAUCGGAUUUGAACCGAUGACUUAUGCCUUACCAUGGCAUUACUCUACCACUGAGUUAAAAGGGCUUUUUAUUCAAUAAUUAGCCACUUUCAUUUACCAUUAUGGGUCUACUGCAUAAUGUACAUAUUACAUGUAUAUAUUAAUGUACAUAAUAUAUGUAUAUAUAGAGAUAUGUAGAGAUUUUCUUUUCUAUAUAUCGAGAUCGAGAUAUCGAAGUUUAUUUAUGGCGAGGUUUAAAAUCUUGAGAAAAUUAAGAAAAAUAAGAAAAUCUUUCAUAUUAUCUCUUAUCACUUGCACAAAGUAUAGGUAUUUAUUAUUAUAUAAAUAAAUACAUAUACAUAUCAUGUAUAAUAAAAUACAUGAACAGAGAAUUGACACACCCAAAAAUUAUUAUAUAUAUCGGAUACACUUGAAGAGGCUAAGUUCAUAGGUAUGUAAACACGAUCUCGUACGACUCACCAAACCAAAGUCCGGAAGUUCCAUUUUUUUUGUUAAGAAGAGAACAAAUAUGUAUCAAUUGUUGAAUCGGAUACAACAAUGGGCCAAAAAGGCCAAAGGGGCAAUAAGAACUGCUGUUAAAAAAAUGAUAAACUUUUUUUUUAUCUUUAGGCUAUUCACUUUUCACGUGCUCAGAAUGUUCUGCAGAAUUAGGGACUUUUUUCUUCUAUUGGCUGAUCUUAUGAUGAGAACUUUCUCCAUUUAUGUUUUAUUUCCCCUAAUUCUAAUUGGGUGGGGUAUAAAGGAAUUUGCGCUCUUCAUAUACCCCUAUGGCUGGAUAGUAAUUUUCAGUGAUAUACUUCUUAUCUGUUUUGGUGAGAGAUUGAAACAAUUUUUAGCAGGCAUCUUUUGGAAAAACUUUCGAGUUCAAAACUUUUUCAUUUUUCUUAAAAAGUUUUGGACGGAUUUGUUGAAACGAUUUUCAACAGGUACCCCUUGGAAAUGGGGUACUUGACUAUUCUACAAGGAUUAUAGUGGAUUUGGAACAAACUAUGUUGGAGUUUUAUCAACAAUUUUAUUCUAAAAAAAAGGGUUGGGAGUCGAAUUUAUACUGCAGAGUAUCAAAAUUAUACUACUGCCUGUCCAACAAAAAAUAAAAAGCAUAUCCUACAUACCUAACUCCUCCAGGUUCAGGGUUUUCCGUUUCCGAACACUAGGAAAAGGGAGGAUUCUAGAUUUUCGAUCCUAGGGUUAAAAGGAAGGGGAUAGAUACCCAAUAUGAUUCUUAGGAGGAACGUUUGGUAAUGGUUCUCUAUGCUCUUUUUUAUGUGUUCUUAGUUCUAUUCAUCUUCUUUGAUUCUUUUAAACAAGAAUCUAAUAAACUAGAAUUGAGCGGAAAAGAAGAGAGGAAAUUAGGAAAUGGAGAGGAUCGACUAACCAGCGAUUCGUAUCUGCUUUUCUUUUUAAGUUAUUACUCUUUGUUGCUUCUCUCAAGCGAUAGACGAAGUCUAUGAAAAAUUUUGGAAAGUCAUCUCACUCCUUCCCUAUGGCUCGCACUUCAUGAUACGUGGAGGAAGAAAACAUCUUUCGCAAUUUCUUUGUUCAAUUCUGAACAAAAAAGAAAAGGAAGAAAGGGAUUUAUGGGGACUGUACUGCCUUUAUAUCUCUUAGUAUAUAUUGUAGGAAUAAUUAAACGAUUCCUUACAACAGUCUGGCACAUUUACGUCCUCACAAAUAAUGAUCCUUGUAGUCAUAACCGUAGAAUAGAUCCUAAUCGAAAUGCAUACAUUUGGUUCAUACGCUAUUGGUAUGGUAAGAAGAGAUGUAUUUUACAGACUAGAGAGGGGCUAUCUAAAUCCUAAAGUAAAGGUCCGCGAUUGAAGUACCAACCGCCCACCGCCAUGAACUUUCUCCUUUGAUUCGAUAAGGUGGAAUUAGCCUCCUUCUCGAAUGGCUACCCUUGACAAAGGGUAGCAUUGGUAUCAUAAUCUACAUGUAGCGGGUAUAGUUUAGUGGUAAAAGUGUGAUUCGUUCUAUUAAUAACUGAAUUUGAAAUGAUAUACUUAAGGCAUCCUUAAGUUUUUUUAUAUUCAUAUUCCGAUGAAAACUUUAGUUCUUAUAAAGGAUUUAAUCCUUUUCCUCUCAAUAGCAUAUUGAGGAAGAAUAUACAUUCUCCCGAUUAGUAUCCAAAGACUAAUUGAAUUUGCAUCUAAAAUACAAAUUCGAUUAUGAGUACGUAGUCGCGAAGCAUAAUUUUGCAUUGGAUUAAGUAUUCCGAUAAGUAUUCCGAUUGAAUAAAUAUGAGUAAAGGAUCUAUGGAUGAAGAUACAAAAAAGGUUAUUUCCAAUCGUAACUAAAUCUUCUUUUGUUUUGUAGGAAAUGGAAGCCCAAUAGCUAAAAAACGAUGGUUUUGGUUUACUAGAACCAUCAGUAUAUUAUAUUGUUUCAGCUCGGUGGAAACCCAACUCUUUUCCUCAGGAUCUCUUGAAUGAAAUUAGGGAACGAAGUAAGUAGAUUAGAUAGAUAUUUAGGAGAAUUUCUAUCUCCUAUUCUAUAGGGAUCAUCUAGAAAGCGGAGAGCUUUGGUUCCAUUCAGACAGAAAAGCUGACAUAGAUGUUAAGUGGUGAGAAUAUCCAUAAAGGAGCCGAAUGAAAUCAAAAUUUCAUGUUCGGUUUUGAAUUAGAGACGUCAAAAAUAAUCAACCAACGUCGACUAUAACCCCUAGCCUUCCAAGCUAACGAUGCGGGUUCGAUUCCCGCUACCCGCUCCAUUCUGUAUAAAAAGACUAUUCCAUUUGUUUGUCUAGACAUGGUAGAGACUUGUAUUCCACCUUUUUCUUUCGUCCACCAGUUUUCGGCCCUACAGAGCGGAGUAGAGCAGUUUGGUAGCUCACGAGGCUCAUAACCUUGAGGUCACGGGUUCGAUUCCCGUCUCCGCACUUAGCAGUCCGUAUAAAUGGACUAUUCUAUUUGUAUAUAUAUGAUAGAGGGCUAUAUCCAACCCUUUUUUUUUAUUUAGCAGGCAGAAAAAAAAAAAAAAAAAAUGAAAGAAAAGCAUAGCCUAUCCCCCUUUCAAAACCGUUUGUCUCUUGUUUGUCUCGGCGAAUCCCCGGUUUAGGGAACUUUCUUAGAAAGUUGGAUUUGCACCCUCGAAGCACUCUUUUUUUUUGAGUCGGGUGCAAAGGAAGGAUAAGAUAGGAAGGGGUACAGUACUAGACUAACAACUACUUAAUUUAAUAUUCAUUUAAUAUUAAAUAGUAAUUUAAUAGAAGUAGUUAAGUAGUCAUUUACUAUAAUAAUUUACUAUAUUAAAAAUAAAUAUAUAUAAUUUACUAUAAUAUAAACUAUAAUAUUAAAUAUAAACUAUAAUAUUAAGUAGUUAAGUAGUCAACUAGACUGAAUUUUUUAUCAUAGCACCUUACUAAAUUAAGCUGGCGAGCGACGGGAAUCGAACCCGUAUCUUCUCCUUGGCAAGGAGAUGUUUUACCACUGAACUACGCUCGCUACAUUGAACUACGCUUGCUACGUCCUAUAUUUUAUAGGGUAUAUCCACCUGGGUCGACCGUCUAUGUCUGGGUCGACCGUCUAUGUCUGGGUCGACCGUUUCAUUUUCUAUUAGAGUUUUCUUUUUAUUAACUGUCUAUCAAUCAAUAUUCUAAUGGCAAUAGAAUUUCAUAAUAAUGAAAGAGAAGAGGUAAUAAUUCGGAACGAAAAUAGCAUUUUAAUGUGUAUAAAAAUCCUAAUUUUUUCGAAAAAGGGCCUUUCUUUUUAUUUAUUUUGUAUCGGGUUACUAAAUACUAAACAAAUUCAAGAAAUAAGAGAAUUCAGAAUAGCUACCAGAAAGACUAAUCCAAUCCAUAAUGAUGUACCGGAAAAUACAACGUUUUUAUUAUUUGACCAACCAUCAGGAGAAGCAAAUACAAGGGGUACACUAAUUACUAAAACUGAGGAAGUCGCAAUUAAUGCAAAAACAGCUAAUUGGAAAGCAAUAUUCAUAUUUAUAAUCCUCCAAACUACCUUCAAAUAAAGUUGACUACAUAUUUCUAUUUGAUCCCUCACUUAAUCAAAAUUGUAUGAAAAUACAAGAAGUAGGAGGGGUUUAAUCAUGAAUCCAUUGAUUCUUCUUUUUAUUAAAACUUUUUCCUUACCGCUUUAUACAGAGAUAUAUUGAAAGUGGACUUGCAUCUGAGAUGAGUUAGUAGAUCAUUUCAUAUAGCUAUGUUCUAUUUGUAGGAAUAAAAUAGGGAUUGGGCUGUGGAGAGAUGGCUGAGUGGUUGAUAGCUCCGGUCUUGAAAACCGGUAUAGUUCUAGGAACUAUCGAGGGUUCGAAUCCCUCUCUCUCCUUUUGUAUAUUGAAUACAUUUGCUUCUUUCUAUCUAUGUUUUUCUUUGUGCAGCCCCCCUUAUAUCAUUCUUUCAUAAAAAAGCAUGAAUGGCUCGGCUAGAUGGAAUAACCGAGCCAGAACAGAAAAAAACUAGAACAGGUAUAAAUAAAAAAUCUUAGUUAAGAGGGGUCAUGUAAAGAACAGGUUCCAAAUCGCGAUCAAUUCCCUUUUCAAAGCCUGCUGCAGCAGCUCGGGCUCUUCCUGCAUGCCACAAAUGGCCCACAAAAAAGAAGAAUCCUAGAACAAAAUGGGAGGUCGCUAACCAACUUCUAGGGGAGACAUAAUUAACAGCAUUGAUCUCGGUAGCUACGCCACCCACGGAAUUUAAAGAGCCUAAAGGAGCAUGGGUCAUAUAUUCUGCUGAACGUCGUUCUUGCCAAGGUUGGAUGUCUUUUUUCAACCUACUCAAGUCCAAACCGUUGGGGCCCCUUAGAGGUUCUAACCACGGAGCACGAAGGUCCCAAAAACGCAUAGUUUCCCCUCCAAAAAUAACCUCUCCCGUUGGGGAACGCAUUAGAUAUUUACCUAAACCCGUCGGUCCUUGGGCAGACCCUACAUUAGCUCCAAGACGCUGGUCUCUAACUAGAAAAGUAAAUGCUUGAGCUUGAGAAGCUUCUGGUCCAGUGGGCCCGUAAAACUCACUUGGAUAAGCCGUAUUAUUGAACCAGACAAAACAACAAGCGAUAAAACCAAAAACAGAUAAAGCACCUAAACUAUAAGACAAGUAAGCUUCGCCAGACCAUACAAAUGCACGGCGAGCCCAUGCAAAGGGUUUGGUUAAGAUAUGCCAAAUUCCGCCAAGUACACAAAUGGAACCCAACCAUACAUGUCCCCCAAUUAUAUCUUCUAAAUCAUCCACACUAACAAUCCAUCCUUCUCCCCCAAAAGGGGAUUUUAGUAAAUAACCAAAUAUAACACCGGGGCUAAGGGUCAAAUUGGUAAUUUUUCUUACAUCCCCCCCCCCGGGGGCCCAGGUAUCAUAUACGCCGCCAAAAUAAAGAGCCUUGAGUACUAGAAGAAAAGCACCUAGACCUAACAAAAUUAAGUGAAUACCCAAAAUUGUAGUCAUUUUAUUUCUAUCUUUCCAUACAUAACCAAAGAAUGGAAAAGAUUCUUCAAGAGUCUCGGGUCCCAGAAGCGCGUGAUAAAUGCCACCGAAGCCUAAGACUGCGGAGGAAAUUAAGUGAAGUACUCCGGAUACAAAGUAAGGAAAAGUAUCUAGAACUUCUCCCCCCGGCCCUACUCCCCAACCUAGAGUAGCUAAGUGCGGAAGUAAAAUCAACCCUUGUUCAUACAUGGGCUUUUCUGGUACGAAAUGGGCCACUUCAAAUAGGUUCAUUGCUCCGGCCCAGAAUACGAUUAAUCCGGCAUGGGCUACAUGAGCUCCAAGUAGUUUACCGGACAAAUUGAUAAGUCUGGCAUUCCCAGCCCACCAAGCAAAGCCGGUGGUUUCUUGGUCACGACCAGCUAAAACGAAAGUUCCAUUAAAGAGCGUUUCCACGUGGUAGAACCUCCUCAGGGAAUAUAAGAUUUUCAUGAGGCUGAUCCUGAGCUGCCAUCCACGCACGAAUACCCUCGUUUAAAAGAAUAUUUUUGGUGUAGAAAGUCUCAAAUUCAGGAUCUUCCGCUGCACGGAUUUCCUGGGAAACGAAGUCAUAGGCACGUAGGUUCAGAGCCAGACCAACUACGCCAAUAGCACUCAUCCAUAAACCGGUGACGGGUACAAAUAGCAUAAAGAAAUGUAACCAACGUUUAUUGGAAAAAGCAACACCAAAGAUUUGGGACCAAAAGCGGUUAGCAGUGACCAUUGAAUAAGUUUCUUCAGCUUGAGUUGGGUUAAAAGCACGGAAGGUAUUUGCACCAUCGCCAUCUUCGAAUAGAGUGUUUUCUACGGUAGCCCCGUGGAUAGCGCAUAGCAGAGCUGCGCCUAAUACUCCGGCAACUCCCAUCAUAUGAAAUGGGUUCAACGUCCAAUUAUGAAAUCCUUGGAAGAAAAGGAUGAACCGAAAUAUAGCUGCUACGCCAAAACUCGGCGCAAAGAACCAACCAGAUUGUCCCAGUGGAUAAAUAAGGAAUACGGAAACAAAAACAGCGAUUGGACCAGAGAAUGAAAUUGCAUUAUAAGGCCGCAAUUGAACAGACCGAGCAAGUUCAAAUUGACGUAGCAUGAAACCUAUUAGUGCAAAAGCUCCAUGGAGAGCGACAAAAGUCCAAAGACCACCUAAUUGACACCAACGAGUAAAAUCUCCCUGUGCUUCCGGUCCCCAUAGUAGCAACAAAGAGUGUGCUAAACUAUUGGCAGGUGUGGAAACCGCCGCGGUUAAGAAAUUGCAACCUUCCAAAUAGGAACUAGCCAAUCCAUGGGUAUACCAAGAAGUUACAAAAGUAGUCCCUGUAAACCAACCCCCUAAAGCGAAAUAAGCACAAGGAAAGAGCAAUAAGCCGGACCAUCCUACAAAAACGAAACGGUCCCUUCGUAACCAGUCGUCCAUAAUAUCAAAUAGAUCGUUUUCUUCUUUAGUAACUCUACCAACGGCUAUAGUCAUAGUGAUCCUCCUAUUCAAUUACUUCAACCAUUUUCGAGCACCUCAUAUUACUUCCAGGGCAUACGAUAGUUUGAUUAUCUGUGGACGAUUUCUUUCUCGUUCAAUGCCCUUUUUCAGUCGUCUCGAAGAUAGAAAUUUUGCAUUUUUAUCUAUGGGGUCACAACCCAGGUCGUGCUAAAUCCACAAAUUUCAUUUAAUUCAUUUUUCUUAUACUAUAGAAAAGAAAUAAAGAAAUAAACAUUUGAAUUCAGCAUUAUUCCAUGAUUUCUAUUUCAAAGCCCAUUUUUUAAGGGAAAACCCCUCUUUUCUCAUUCGCUCUCUAUUGCAUGGGUGGAAGAACAAAAAUGGAAUUCUGAAAAAAAAAAGAAAGAUAUUGAAAAGAAAAAUUGACUUUUGAAACCCUUUAUUUAUUAUGUGUAACGGAAAAGAGUUGCGAUUUCUUCUUAUUCCUAUAGAACGUCUAGUAACAAGAAUAUGAAAUCGUAAAUAGCGAAAAAUUCUUGCCUUGCGCGAUCUAAGUCUAAGGAAAUACAAAAAUGCGCUUAUACACCAAUUUCAUCCACAUCGAAUUUAUAUAUCAGAAUAGCAGAUAGAGGCAUUAUUCAAGGGGUCAGGUCUACUUACUUUAUCUUUCUUUCCCAUUUUAUUGUGGGUUUGAUAAGAACCUUUUUUGCUUUGUGGAUAAAUAAAAAAAAAGAGUUUUUUUUUUUAACCCGCUUGUUUUAUUCUAACAAAUUCUAUAUGGAACUGCCCGCUGAAGAGAAAAAAGAUCUGAUUGUCUUUCAGCCUAUAUCGAAUUUUGGAAAGAAAAAACCAGAAUUUUCUUCUUUUUUUUAUUAACAUUAAGAAAAAAGAAUAUAAUUAAAAUGGAAUUGGCAAUAUAAUUUUUAUGCACUUUUGAAAUGAAAGAAAAAGGAAGGAUUUUUGACAAUCGUUAUUUCUUGCCUCUGCCAUAUCAUGAAAACCUUUCGAUUUGGAACGGGGAGAGAUGGCUGAGUGGACUAAAGCGGCGGAUUGCUAAUCCGUUGUACAAUUUUUUUGUACCGAGGGUUCGAAUCCCUCUCUUUCCGCCCCCUCGGAUCAUUUGGGACUUUCGAAUUGUAAGGAAUUCUGACCCCCGGAUUUUCUCAUAAAUAAAUGUACGAAAUAAAUCCAAUUUAAAUUUAUAAGAAAAAAUUCCAAAAAAUUUUUGAUUUUUACUCCUCACGCCCAGGAUUACGUCCUGGGUCAUUAGAUAAGAAUCCAAAGAUAAAGAGGGAAACAAAGAAUAUCACUACUGUAUAAACAAAAAGUUUGAGAGUAAGCAUUACAUAAUCUCCAAAAUUUUUUUUGUUAAGGAAUAGAUUACCCAUUUUUCCUUACCACACGGAUCCACUAGGAUGGGUUUUCUUUAUUUUGACACCUAAAAAUGCAAAAAUCAAUUCUUAAAAAAAUUGCAAGAAUUGCUUUAUAAUAAGCACUCUUAUCAAUAUCAAAAAUUAGUUUAGGUAUUGUGUGGGUACCUAAAGGUACCUGUUCAACGUAGGCGCAGGGGGUAGAAAGGCUGAUCAAAAUUUAUUGCUGCAGCUAUACAUUCAAUGUAGAAGAAUUUUCAUUUUAGAAUCGAAGGUUCAUAAUAUAAGACUUCUCGGCUCUUAUCCAUUUUUUUUUUUGGAAUGAAUACAUCAUUCAAUUUGGCAGGCAGAAUAGUAAAGAUUUCAUCGAAAACUUACAGCAGCUUGCCAAACAAACGCUAAUAGAAAAAAGAGUACAGGUAUGACAGGCAUAACAUCCACGAUUGGGUUGAAAAUGGCAUAAGCUUCGGGUAAUUUGGCGAAGAAAAAGCUAGUCGGACAAAGAACAGAAUUAAAACAGAUACAGGUUAAACUAAGUAUAUUAGGCAUAACAAGCAUUUCAUUCUUGUAGAGUAGAUAAUUGGAUUUUGAUUGAGUUAUUUUUAUAAGGGAAAAAGCAAAAGAAAAGGUAGAUUCCAAAUCCUUUUUUCUUCGGACUUUCCCAAACACAAAAUACCUCCUUGUAUUCGCAUUCUCAAAUGAGAAUGGAAGAAAUUCGACUUUCAUAUAAUAUCUUAAUAGAAUUCCAUGUAAUGAUCAAUGCAUUUUUUGGAUUCUAUAUUAUCUGCAUGUCUAGAAUCCUAGCAAGAAAAUAUCCCUCAUUUUUUAGGUAAUUGAAGUGGGAUUGACGAAUAAUAUAUAAAAAUAAUAGUGUUUAUUAGUGUUUCAUAAAACGAAAUGACAUGGGGCGUGGCCAAGUGGUAAGGCAGCGGGUUUUGGUCCCGUUACUCGGAGGUUCGAAUCCUUUCGUCCCAGAUUUUUUCUGAUGAAGCGAAAGAUAGAAUCGUAUUGUGCCCUGCACGACACAAAAGUUUAUUAAAGAGAAUAAUUAUCUCUUAUGAACUCGUAGAUUAGAUGCAUUUCUAAGCAUUUUUUUCUUUCUCAGAAAACAAAAAAUAAAGUGUCAAGUCCAGUCAAAUUUAAUAUCUUUAUUUUCAUGAAAAAUUUUUGUCUAUCAGGCACAUUCAGGAUAUGCCCCUACUACUCAUUACUCAUAUGUGUUUUGAAUAUGUGUUUUGAAAUUGGAACUUUUUGGAUAAACUUUAUACCCCGUAUCUAUGAAGUGGGAAUUCUUACAGGAUCCAUUUGACACCCAAUAUGAAAGAAAAGAAGUACCCCCUAUUUAUUUUCCCAAAA